Zygosaccharomyces rouxii is the source of this 912-nucleotide messenger RNA. RefSeq names its product translation initiation factor eIF2 subunit alpha (gene SUI2). Gene Ontology annotation, cellular component: multi-eIF complex; eukaryotic translation initiation factor 2 complex; eukaryotic translation initiation factor 2B complex. Bases 1 to 912 code for a protein of 303 amino acids. NCBI's taxonomy places the organism in Eukaryota, Fungi, Ascomycota, Saccharomycetes, Saccharomycetales, Saccharomycetaceae. The transcript has a single exon. Gene Ontology annotation, molecular function: translation initiation factor activity; RNA binding; ribosome binding. The record is from RefSeq and is a predicted model, not a curated record.
AUGUCGACAUCUCACUGUAGAUUUUAUGAAAACAAGUAUCCUGAAGUGGAUGACAUUGUUAUGGUCAACGUCCAGCAAAUCGCUGAGAUGGGGGCCUAUGUAAAACUAUUGGAAUAUGACAACAUUGAAGGUAUGAUUCUACUGAGUGAAUUAUCCCGUAGACGUAUAAGAUCUAUUCAGAAAUUAAUUCGUGUUGGUAAGAACGAUGUCGUCGUGGUAUUGCGUGUGGACAAGGAGAAAGGUUAUAUCGAUCUUUCCAAACGUCGUGUCUCAUCAGAGGAUAUUAUCAAGUGUGAAGAGAGGUACCAAAAAUCCAAGACUGUUCAUGCUAUUCUCAGAUACUGUGCUGAAAAAUUUCAAAUUCCAUUAGAAGAUUUGUACAAAACAAUUGCAUGGCCUCUAAGUCGAAAAUACGGACAUGCCUACGAAGCCUUCAAACUGUCAAUUAUUGAUCAAAGCGUUUGGGAAGGUAUUGAACCACCAUCAAAGGAUGUCUUCGAAGAGUUAAAGACCUACAUCUCCAAGAGAUUGACUCCACAAGCCGUUAAGAUUAGAGCUGAUGUGGAAGUAUCUUGCUUCAGCUACGAAGGUAUUGAUGCAAUCAAAAACGCAUUAAUGGAAGCAGAAUCUUUGUCCACUGAACAGAUGCAAAUCAAAGUCAAGUUAGUGGCUGCUCCAUUGUAUGUUAUUACCACACAAUCUUUGGAUAAACAACAGGGGAUUGAAGUAUUGCAAAAUGCAAUUGAGAAGAUUAACGAAGCUAUCAGUAAACAUGGUGGUGUUUGUAACAUUACAAUGCCACCAAAGGCAGUUACUGCUACAGAAGAUGCGGAAUUACAAGCUCUAUUAGAAUCUAAGGAACUGGAUAACAGGUCAGAUUCAGAUGAAGAUGAAGAUGAGUCUGAUGAGUAG